AUGGGAGAACAAAACCUAGAGGCUAUCGUCGAACGGAUCAUAGUGCGAAACAUAGUAAGUCCUUACCUCCAGCGACCGACGUACUCUUCGCCUCUACCAGAUUUUGUCUUACAGACAAAAUUGGCAAGGGGAUGGAAAGUCCCUAAAUUUACUAAGUUCGCUGGGGUUACUGAAGAAUCCAUCGUCGAGCACGUGGCCAGGUACCAGACCGAGGAUGGAGACAAAGCGAACAAUGAGGAUUUGAAGUUAAAAUACUUCCCAAGUUCUCAGACAAAAAACGUGUUUACAUGGUUCAUGACGCUACCUCCACAGUCGAUCCAAACAUGGACAAAGUCUGAGAGUAUGUUCCAUGAACAAUUCUACAUGGGACAAUCAAAGAUCAGCCUCAAAGAACUAGCUAGCGUUAAGCGAAAGGUUAUUGAAUCGAUUGACCAAUAUCUGAACAGGUUUAGACUGCUGAAAGAACGAUGCUUUACUCAAGUCCCUGAACACGAACUAGUCGAUAUGGUGGCUAGGGGUCUAGAUUAUUCUAUAAGGAAAAAGCUGGAUACUCAGUAUCUUAGAGAUAUGGCCCAAUUGGCCAAUAGGGUUCGACGUAUCGAAUGCCUGAAAGUUGAGAAGUCUAAGGCGGGUCGAUAUCAUAAGAAAGAGAAAGUGUCCUACAUCGCAGUUGAGAGAGUUUCUUCCGACGAUGAAGAUAUAGUCGACAUGAGUGAGGUUAAUGUGGUAGAACUUAAGCCCAUACCUCCGUAUGCGUGUAAGGUUUUGAAGUCGUCAAAUGGAAAAAACCCUGUCGAACCAGAAAGAACAGACAAAUAUGUAGAUAAGACCUAUACUUUCGACGCGUCUAAGUGCGACGAAAUCUUUGAUAUAUUAGUAAGAGAUGGAAGAUUAUCGUCCUUCAGGGUUUAA
This is a messenger RNA of Lathyrus oleraceus (garden pea), 912 nucleotides long. RefSeq lists its product as uncharacterized. The coding region runs from base 1 to 912 and encodes 303 amino acids. NCBI's taxonomy places the organism in Eukaryota, Viridiplantae, Streptophyta, Magnoliopsida, Fabales, Fabaceae. The transcript has a single exon. The record is from RefSeq and is a predicted model, not a curated record.